Messenger RNA from Macroventuria anomochaeta, 1070 nucleotides. Its product is annotated as Pex19-domain-containing protein. Gene Ontology annotation, cellular component: peroxisomal membrane; peroxisome. Lineage: Eukaryota; Fungi; Ascomycota; Dothideomycetes; Pleosporales; Didymellaceae. The record is from RefSeq and is a predicted model, not a curated record. Gene Ontology annotation, biological process: protein import into peroxisome membrane. The transcript is spliced from 2 exons. The coding region runs from base 81 to 1070 and encodes 329 amino acids.
CAACGUCUGUCACUCGCGCGUAUCCACAACUUCCGACCUUUACGAUUCCACUGGUAAGAGGUAGAUUCAAGCACACAGCAAUGGCGGACGCGCCAGCAAAGCAAGAGAAGGAGCAUGUGAAAGCUGCCCCUCCACCAGCCGACAUCGCAUCAGACCCCGAAGAAGACGACCUCUCGGACCUCGACGACGUGCUUGACGAAUUCGCAAACACAAAGCUCGAUUCCAAAGCACCCGCAGCAUCAGCACUCAAAGCCGCACCACAGCCCUCAGCACCAUCUGCCUCAGGCCCCGGGAGACCAGAAGAUAUCUCACCUGCCGAGCUUCUUCUUCAAGAUGAAGCUGAGUUCGCAAAGAAGCUGCAAGACGAGAUGGAGCAGCUUCUCGGCCAGGGCGACUUCCAGAAGCAAUUCGAGGAUAUUAUGAAAGAGAUGAACAGCGAGAUGGGCGGCGAUCACCUACCAGGGCCCACAGCCUCAAAAGCAGCUGCAGCAGCAUCGUCAUCGUUGAAAGACGGGACACCCUCGAAAGCUGGUGCAUCUACUAGCAAAGCAGACAAGAGCUUCCAAGACACAAUCAAGAAGACAAUGGAGCGCAUGCAAGAGUCCGGCGACGCUGCUUCCUCCGCUGCCGCAUCGUCCGCCAACCAGGACGACAUCCUCGCGCAGAUGCUGAAGGAGAUGGAGAGCGGGGGAUUCAGUGGGGAGGGGAGCGAUGAGGACUUCAGCAAGAUACUGAUGGGCAUGAUGGAGCAGUUGACCAACAAGGAAAUCCUAUACGAGCCGAUGAAGGAGCUCGAUGACAAGUUCCCAGCGUGGAUGGAGAAGAACAAGGACAAGGUGCCGAAGGAGGAUCUCAAGAGGUAUGAAGAGCAGCAAGUGCUGGUCAAGGAGAUCACAGGGCGAUUCGAAACGAAGGGGUACAGUGAUGAUAAUGCGAAAGAUCGGGAGUACAUUGUUGAGAGGAUGCAAAAGAUGCAAGCCGCUGGCUCGCCGCCGCCCGAUCUUGUCGGUGAUAUGAAUGCUGCGCAGGAAGCGCUGGCGGGAAUGGACGAAGGAUGUCCGACGCAAUAG